AUGCAUACGCCGUUUCGUGUCGCCGCCGCCGCCGUGCUCUGCUCAGCCACGCUGCUGCUAACAACCGUCCUUACCACCGACGCAAUAAACACCACCGCGCCGUCGUCCUGCGACCCGGCGGCGUGCGGGGGCCUGCGCAUCGCCUACCCGUUCUGGCUCGCCGGCACGCACCUGCCGGAGUGCGGCUACCGGGCCUACCAGGUCAGCUGCGACGGCAACGGCACGGCCUCCCUCAAGAACUCCCUCUGGACGUACCAGAUCCGGGAGAUCAAUUACGGGGACGACAACGGCACCUUCCGGAUCACCAACGCCCAGCUCGCCGACGGCACCUGCGACAUCGAGCUCCGCGUGAACGCCUCCUCCGACCUCGGCCUCGCGCCAUUCACCAUCAGCGCGGCUAACCACCAGCUCUUCUUCCUCUACAACUGCACCCACCUACGGGCGCGGCCGCCGCCGCCUACGUGGGCUCACGUGAACUGCGCCAACGGCCCGCUCAAUGACUCGUUCGCGUUCCUCGCCGACCGGUACAUGCCCGAAGACAAAUGGGGGGCGGUGCCGGGAAACUGCACGGUGUCGAUGAUGCCGGUGCUGGGCUACCCAGGGGCGGCCGGAAAGGACUACCGGCGGUUGAUGACGGACGGCUUCCUUCUGCAAUACACGGUUGACGACUGUGCGGGGUGCGUGGACAGCGGAGGGCUUUGCCGGGUUAACACCGUCUACGACAUCUUAGAGUGUCACUGCCCCGACGGCGUGUCCGACUUCAACAUCUGCGGCGAGGUAGGAAUGGUGCGGCGAGCCAUCAUGUUGCGGGUGAAGGCAAGGAAUGAGCUCGCCGGAGGUAAGAAUGGCACGGCGAGCCAUGAUGCCAGAGGUAGGAAUGGCGCGGCGAGCCAUGGUGUCAUGGGUGAAGGCAAGGAAAUGACUUCACCAUAUGUAGGAAUAGCGAGACGAGCCAUGAUGCCAGAGGUAGGAAUGGCACAGCGAGCCAUGAUGGCAUGGGUGAAGGCAAGGAACGACCUUCACCAUAUGUAG
This is a messenger RNA of Triticum turgidum subsp. durum (durum wheat), 1032 nucleotides long. Lineage: Eukaryota; Viridiplantae; Streptophyta; Magnoliopsida; Poales; Poaceae. The record is from the annotation of a GenBank genome assembly.